CCUCAGCCCCGCGCCGCCGACCUGCGCAUCCGGUUCCGCCGCCUCCUCCCGCCCUUCCCGCCGCUACCGAGCGAACGCAGGCACCUCCCCCCUCCACCGCUUUCCUCCCGCCCUCGCGCCCCUUGUCUCUCCCACCCGGCGGCGGCGCGGACAGGGGCAGGGACGGCGCUCUCCGCCUUUCGCUCGACAUAGGAGGAACUCACCAAUUUCAAAAUGUCAUCAGUCAAACGCCUUGUCUAUGCAGUCAUCCAUUUCCUGAGAGAGCAGAGUCAGAUGGAUACUUUCACUCCAGAUGAACAAGAAAGCUUGGAAGUUGCAAUUCAGUGUCUGGAGACUGUGUUUAAGAUUAACCUGGAAGAUACUCAUCUUGCACCUCCACAGCAUUUGAUAGAAAUGUUCACAAAUUCUUUUCAUAAGAAUGACAUGCUGCAUCUCUCAGAUUCUUUACCAGAGGAUGUUGAAAAGGCUGAUCAGCUGAAGGAUGAAGGUAAUAAUCAUAUGAAAGAAGAAAAUUAUUGUGCUGCAGUGGAUUGUUAUACUAGGGCUAUAGAACUGGAUCCAAAAAAUGCAGUCUAUUAUUGCAACAGGGCUGCUGCUCAAAGUAAACUUAAUAACUACAAUGAAGCAAUAAAGGAUUGUGAGAGUGCCAUAGCAAUAGAUCCAAAGUACAGCAAAGCAUAUGGGAGAAUGGGGUUGGCUCUGACCUCAGUGAAUAAAUAUGAAGAAGCAGUUACCAGUUAUCAAAAAGCACUGGAUCUUGAUCCAGAGAAUGACUCUUAUAAAUCAAAUUUGAAAAUAGCAGAACAGAAACUAAGAGACAUGUCCAGUCCUACUGGAACUGGACUGAGUUUUGACAUGGCAAGCUUGAUAAACAAUCCUGCGUUCAUUAGUAUGGCAGCAAGCUUAAUGCAGAAUCCUCAAGUUCAACAACUGAUGUCGGGGAUGAUGUCAAACGCCAUUGGUGGCCCUGCUGCAGGUGUUGGUGGCCUGUCGGAUUUGUCCAGCCUGAUCCAUGCGGGGCAGCAGUUUGCGCAACAGAUACAGCAGCAGAAUCCAGAGCUCAUAGAGCAACUGAGAAAUCACAUCCGGAGCAGAUCUUUCAGUGGCAGCACCGAAGAGCAUUCCUGACUUAAAGGAGGCAUGUGAAUUGGAAUGGUAUAUAACCCCAAAAUGCGUACCAUAGUUAGUAGCAAAAGCACCAUUGUAACUCUUCUGCUUGAAUAGAAGACAGAAAAUUCUUUGUGCGUGUUUGCAAACAAGAAUAAAUCUGUUAAACAGAUCUACUGCACAUAACUUGGAACAUAUCGUUUAUGUAUAGUUAACUCCUGAAAAUUAAUACACUAAUAGGUGGUUUAUUAAAAUCCCUAAGUACAAGUCAUUUUCAGUAUGUGCAUUAGGUUGAUCUCCAGGGCUACUGAGUGAGGAGGAGUUUUGUAAUGGGCUGAUCUUGCAUAACAGCUUAAUUCUGAAAUCCUACUGUAAGUCCUGUUAUGGUAAAAAUCAUUAUGGCUGUACUCCCUGUCAAAUAUUGAAGCAGUAGGCCCUUCUGAUAUGCCCUUUUAUAAAUGAGCAUAAAUUGGUGUUGGAGUAUAGAAUGUACUUAAAACUCAUGCUUGAAAAGUCUGUUUCUUUAAGCCUGUGGAGAGGCUGUCAUUAGUAACAUGAAAUAUUUUUCAACUUCACUGGGCAGGAGGGAGGGAGAUGAUUGCAUACAAUGGAGUACCACAAUUGUUGAGAAAGAGAAGACGCUAGUCCUGAGUAGGAUAAUACACAGAAACCAAGAUGGAACUUGGCUUGUGAAAGGAAAUAGUAUUAAGAAGUUUUAGGCUUUUCUAUUGCCAUGUAUACCUUCAGAUCAUGAUGGCAGCCCUGGAGGUCAGCAUUAUGGCACUAUUUUCCUACGCAUGGCAAACUGUAUUACAUUCUGUAUGUAUGCAGUAUUUAACAUAAGCUUAAAAUUCCUAACUGUAAUAAGCUAAAACUGAUCCUGUGACUGUACAAAUAACUAAUACUGAAAAUUUACAAAAAAUAAUUUGCCUUAGAAAGGAUUCUCUUCCUAUUCUUGUGUGGUAAGUCACUGGCUUAAACAAUUAAUGGUGUUAUUUUUAUUUUUCUUUUAAGUUUCAUUACAUAUAUCUAUGUUAAAGUGAUGGUUAUAUGGCCAAGUUAAAGAUUUUUCCACUCUACAGUAUUUCUAUUCCUAUCCUGGCUUUUCUUGCCCAGUUAAUCUUGCUCUUUCAGAGACCACUGCUUUUCUAUAUUUUUAUUAUGUUAAAUUUUUUAUGCUGCUUACUGUUUACACUGCUUUCCGGUACAAUGUAUGCUUGUUUUUACUCCAGAGAGGUUCUCAACACUCACAUUUUCCUCUUUGUAUAGCAAAACUAAUUUGAGGAGCCUGCUUUGAUUUCUAAGACAGGGUGAUAUCUGCUGGCCAGAUAGACUGGAGAAGGUAUGUGAAGGAUUAACAUUAGACUCUGAAAUGGAGAAAUACACAGGAACUUCUGGACUUCAGAUUUUGUAUCAGAUUCUUCUUGUGGUCAAAAAAGAGCACCUCAAGUAGAAACAAAUGCAAAAUUUGGAGUCAUGUGCUUGAUGUGAGCAAAUGCUAGUUAUACAUCUACUUUAUGAGUCUUCCCCUAUUAAAACGGGGGGAAAUGCAGCUGGAUCCAAGGAGAAAUUAAAAGAAUUGGAGAAAACAAAAAACUAGGAAAUCUGUAUUACCAUCUGUUGAAUAAAGAGGUAAAGCUUAAUACAGCAACUUUAAAACACUGCAUACUUUAUUCAAUAGAGCUUGCCUAUACACAGCAUUAAAAUGCUUCUUUAAAUUCUCUAAGUAAGUUUCCAUACUUGCCUUUCGAGGCUUUAGGGAUACUUAAGCUUUAUAUUAAAAUUAUAUUUCCAAGUAACAGCUUCUGAAUUAACAUCUGAUGACAAAGAAGAGAAUCUCUAACAGCAUCUUUUUUCAGAGGUUGUUCAGAUCCUGAAUCUAAUCCCUUCAAGAAGACUGCUACCUAAGUUCUCUUACAGUUAAUAGGACAGGAUACCAUUUACAAGAAGGAGCAAUGGAAGCUGUAAGUGGGCUAGAACUACUGUACAAACAUUGCUUGGAGUGGCAUGUUGUGUCAGGAGAGAACCACUGCUCCUAGCAUGUCUCCUGGUAAACUUCACGGUUCCUCUUAGUGCUCUCUCUUUCGUAUUUUCAACUGCUCAAAGUGAGUUUUACUAGCUUUGAUAUGGGGAACCAAUAAAUCCAGAGUGGACUGGACAGCACUGCAAUCUCUCUCACACUCAAUUUAUCCUUACUUUGUGACAGCAAUCUUCAUGCUGUCAGUUGCCCUUUAAGACAAAAAAGUGUCAAGAACCUCUUGAGAGUUCCUAAAGAACAGCAAAAUACAAUAGUACUCAAAGACUGGCUGCAGAAGUUGUACUGUCAAGUAAAAUAUAGCUUACUGGAUUUAUGGGAGAACUGUCUCCAGGGUUAAAUGGGAUGAAGCAGUGGUUAGUUACCUGAAAACUACUCUUGAAAUUAUAGAGUGGUAACUUUCCUUUCACAUACUGCAGUAUCGUCAUGUUUAGGUUUAACUCCAGUACAGACAAUAUGUAACCAGAGUAUUUAUUAAAAUAUUGAUGGCAUUAGCUAACCUUUUAGGAAUGUGCUACAACUGGCACACUACUUACUUAACUUGUAAACAUUCUUUGUUUCUUGUAUAUUAACAGAAAGGGCUUUAUAGCCUAAAUGAAAAGCAGUGAAACCAAUAACAGGAGCUGUCAUUACAUGCUUUUCCACUGAAAACAGAAACAAGGGGAUCAUUUAUACUAAAGUCUAUUUUGCCUUGAAUAGGCUAGAUUGUUUCACAGAGUCAUGCAAUAUGUCUUAAUCACAGGGUGAGGAAGGAAUCUUUUCCUGUGUAAUAACUGCACUUUAUUUUGCACUAAAAUUUUUCAUCCUGCUAGAUUGGGUGGUAAACCACAAUCCCUAUAAAUACUGCUUUAAGGUCAACCGCAGUCUAUCAUUCAACUAAGCAAAUAUGCAUUUAACACUGAAUUGGUUUUAUAUCAUUACUGUUCCAUCAGCAUAUAGGUGUGAUAAUUGUUAGAGAAGAAAAUGUCUUGCACUUGAAUUGUAAACUUCUGUAACCUGCUUGCAUGGAAGUAUAUUCUUUAAACUAUGCCUGAUCAUAAAGAAACUUACUGAAAAAUUCAGCUUAGAAAUUGUUUCAGUUGCACGUUUGGUUUUGUAACAAGUCUACAGCUUUGGAUUCAUAUGCUGUUUCAGGGCUACAGAAAGCCAUACUGGCAAAACGCAAUUUGUCUACCAUUUCUGUAUCUCUCCUCCUACCUCUUGUUACCAUACGGUUACAUCUCCUUCAAC
This is a messenger RNA of Strigops habroptila (Kakapo), 4372 nucleotides long. RefSeq names its product small glutamine rich tetratricopeptide repeat containing beta (gene SGTB). The transcript has 11 exons. The coding region runs from base 214 to 1128 and encodes 304 amino acids. Gene Ontology annotation, molecular function: protein binding; molecular adaptor activity. Gene Ontology annotation, cellular component: TRC complex; membrane. Gene Ontology annotation, biological process: post-translational protein targeting to endoplasmic reticulum membrane. The record is from RefSeq and is a predicted model, not a curated record. Lineage: Eukaryota; Metazoa; Chordata; Aves; Psittaciformes; Psittacidae.